AUGACGAAAAGCUCCUCGCAGCGCAAGAAAGAGCUUCGCGAACAAGUCAAGAAGGCGGCUGCACUGGUUCCCUCUCAGGGAGAUCGGCCCCAACAGGAGCCGAUUCCCGAGGAGGCCGCGCCAGCCACCGGCGAGGAGAAAGGUGCCACCCCCGAGGGGACAGAGAACGGGAGCGACGAGGACGACAACGAUGGCGACGAAGGGGAAUGGGGCAACGAGAGCGAACGGCAUGUCAUGUACGAGUUGCUCGACGGCUUCCGGUCACAGAACGUGUCCGCGGACGAUCGGCACGCGCUCAUGACCUCCGCUGGGGGCCAGUUUGCUGACAUGCUCUCACGCCACUGGACGGAGAAGUCCACUCCACCCGAGUGGCUGGUGUCCCUCUUCCGCCCCACCGCACCUCCCACCACCACGACUCCGGCUUCUGCAGAGGAAGUGGCUCAGUGGAGGUAGCACCUCCCCCGACCUAGUUCUCCGUCAACCAAUCUUGCCUACUGUCACUCAGAACACACCUGCCCAUCCUCGGAACCUAGCCCCUGGUUUAGCAUCUACUCCGGAUAGCCAGAAUAGUGAUUACAGGCGUAGCAACCCUGUCGCACCCGAGUCGGCAUCUACUCCGGAUAGCCAGGACAGCACAUACAGGCCUAGCAACCCUGUAGCACUGUCUACACCUCAACUGGCGCAUUUUUCUAUGCCCACAAGCACCCCUACCUCAACACAUACAUCGGGACACACCCAGAAAUUUACUUUUCGCCAGAACGACCUUCCGAAAGAAAUAUCGUUUUCGGGGAAACCAGGAGAUUCCGAUGUUGUUGAGAUACUGACCCGAUACCGAGCACGUGUGAAACUAGCCUCUGUUGCAGCAGACGACCCGGCCGAAUCUGUAGUAGACCAAAGAGCGAUUCAAUUCCUCCCCUUCGUCAUUCGAGGCCAAGCCUAUGACACUCUAGUGGAACUGGUUAGUGGUACUCUCGAAUGGCGAUCGGCACACCGGUUGACCGCACUCCGGAAUGCAGGACAAGUUGUCAGGCCACGAGCACCGGCAACUUGGGAUGGAUACUGUCAUGGUUUCACCUUUCAUUUCUCCGCGCCCAUCCGCAUUGCGAUACUAGCUAGAGAAAUGGCCGUUCUCAGGCGGGAAGGAGAGACGACAGUGGACGGGUUUGCGCUCAAAGUGACUCAGGCCCGCACACGCCUCCUUGCAGAGGCUGCUCGCUCAGAUCCCUCCCACAUUAGCCACUACGAACACGCAUGGGACGUUUUCAUGACUGCCACAUUUGAGAACGGCCUGAAACCUCACAUUAGAGUAGAGUGUGUUCGAGAGGACCCUCCAAACUCAUUUCAGGACGCAAGACUUCGCGCGAAAAAACACGAGGCAAAUAAUCUGAGAGGCGUAGCGUCACCCAUAUCCGACACCGUAUCUGCUGUCGCGUACCCUGAACCCCCACAGCUGAAGCAGACUGUGUCCUCAAACACGGCGGUCGAUAGCACACCAUUAGCUGAAGAAACUCAUGUAGCACAGGAUGCCCCAGUUGAUUUAGCCCCGUAUGUGCAUGACAGUAGCAAAACGAGGGAAUCAUUUUUCCUCGGGUGAGAGGUGGUGAUGUGAAAUCCGUCCAAGAUUUUAGCAGUAAUUCUGACACAUCGGUAACAGAUUCUGCCCAGGCACCGUUUCAUAGUCGGUCAAGGAGCAAAGCAGGGAAAAAUAGGAAGAACAAACGCACUCGUGCGCCGACUUCUAGGUUAGCCCCGCAAGCUGAAUUUGUACUGACUGGUAGUAUGCAAUUUAUUCAUAACACGGAAAGACGUGCCUCUGUUUCAAGUGCAUCGAGUGGUGGACCCACUUAUGCGGCGUUUCAUGCGUCAGCACUGAGUAAAUAUCCACAACAUCCGAAUGCGUUAAAUUCGUCCUCCAAGAGAGUGCGAAUUCCUGCCCGAGUUUGUAAUCACGCUGUGUCUGACCUCACUAUCGACACAGCAGCUGAUGUACCGUGUAUAUCAGCGUCUUUUAUUAAAUCGCAUCCAGUCCUGCAACGUUUACCUCUGAAACCUGUGCCUCCUGGCGCAAUUCAGCUGAAUAGUGCAGAUGGCUCAGCGUUAGAAAUCCUAGGAUACAUACGUUUUAAGCUCACACUGGGAGAUAUCACACUACCAGUGGAGGCCCUCGUGUUGCCCAACCUAGGUCCGGAUAAGAUGUUGCUCGAUAAUAGCAUUAUGAAUGCCUUUGGUGCCGUCCUUGAUUGGUGCGGUGAGCAACUUUCAUUUAAAAAUUCAACACGAAAAAUUCCGGCAACUCACAGACGUACGAAUAGUCAAGUGGACACCAAUAAUGAUGCCCCAGCGCAAAUUUCCAUAGUGACGCUUGACCCAUCGAUAGGAGCGGUGCCCGUAUAUCUCUCUAAGAGAUUCUGCAUCCCCCCCGAAAGUGAAAUGGCAGUAGACGUCGUGACAAAACACGCACCACAGGCAAACACGCCUGCGUUGGUCGAGCCACGGAUUGUCACUGCCCAAGACAUCGAAACGUCUGAAAAUAUACCCGAAGCGUUCCGUACAAUCGUAGUCGCUAGAACGGUAUGCGAUUGGUCAGCAAAGGACAAGUCCGCUGCAGUACAAGUUGCUAAUCCAUUCAAACGACACGUUCACAUUGCACGCGACACUAUUUUGGGGUACAUUUCGCCAGUAAAAUCGGUUGCCGAUAAAACAGUUAGCGCUGUCAAUAGCGACCGAACCACAUUCCGACACAAGCGAGACGAGUUGAAACGAGCCAUGAAAAAAGCGCUCACGAACACUACAUUUACUCCUGAACAAUGCUCGCAAGUCUUGGACUUAUGCGCGAAAUACCGUAAUGUGUUUUCAUUAACUCCGAAGGAGCUCGGAAAAUGCAGGAUAGCCAAGGCAGAUUUUCCGCUAGAACCAGGCACUAAACCAGUCGAUCGUGCUCCCUAUCGUACUAAUCCUAGAGCGCAAGAAGUCAUCGACAAGUGUGUGGAACAAAUGGAAGACGAGGAGAUUAUUGAACAGAGACCUAGUUCAUGGGGAUCUGCUGUUACCAUCGUAGCAAAAGCUGAUGGCACUCCUCGAUUCUGCGUUGAGUACCGCUCUACUAUUAACAAGGGUUUAAUUCGAAAAUCCUGGCCCAUGCCAGAUAAAGAAUUCCAUAUUGAUAUCGUUGGAGGUUGGUGCCAAAUAAUUUAUUGUCGCUCCAACGAAAAACAUCCUCUGGCGUCUUCCAAAUCGAACACACGCCCUUUCGCCCGAGCUAACACCAUCGGCAACGCCGAAAAUCACGAUAGUUCCGCCGCCAAGGACCCCAAACCGCACCUGGUUCAACACCCCCACCCCCCCUACCCCCCGGGCAGACACAGAUUUCUUACGAGUUCAUACGCGUGUUUUCCGGUCAAUUUCGAUAGAUUCCCUGACGCACUAGCAAAAAAAAAAAUAUGAGCACACGGCACUUCGAAGGUUAUGUUACUAUGAUGGAAAGACCCACAGCCCCUACGACAAGAUUUGGGUACAGAGCUCAAAGUUGACAAAUGUCGACCAUCGUAUGGCGCAAAACCGCUAUAGUACAAAUCUUCUUGAUCCCCAGAACGCCCCGGUCUCGACAUCAAUCUAGUCCCUGCUAGGUGCCAGGACUACUCUGAACCAUAGCCGUCGUCAUCGGACUCGUCUUCCUCAGAGUCCGCUUCCAGACCCGUCGUCGUCCGAGUCACUUGCUUCGCUCUCCGAGGACGACGAAGGUGCAGGCCGGCAAGUCUCCAUCAGCACUUUUUUAUUUCUCGCCGGGAUGUUACCCGUUGAAGUUAGCGAACUGCAGCAUGCGAUAAUGCGUGUGGUAGACUCGUCGCUGGCAUCGGGCGUUCUGCGCGUCGCGCCGCUCGUUAGGAUGAAAUCCUUGCUGAAACGCGACACGGCAUAGUCCUCGACAAUCGCGCUGCCCGCUCCCGCCCUAACGGUAUUGUUGAUAGGCCCAUACCAGUGGAUGUUGACGUUCACCGGCGAGGCGUCUGCAGCUAUGCUCAGCACCUCCCCCAGCACAAACGGAGCUUCCUCCGCCUUGAAGAAUGCGAUGUCGCCAACGCUGGGUGGUGUUAGCGACGUUGGACGCACUGGGUUUAAGGCCUUUCUCUUAGAGGGCUCUGACAGCCCGUUCGCCCGAGAGGGUGUGUUGUCCACUCCGUCCGCGUUCGCGCCCGCAGAGGGAGGCAAAGGCGCUGGCGGGAUCGCCGUGUGGAGCCAUUCCAUUGGGAGGUCGAAGUUGUUGAUCGUUCCUCCGGAGCGCAACAACUUCAGCGAGUCGCUCUGCUCAGCCAAUAGAGCGUCGACCACACCGUCAGGAGCU
Ectocarpus sp. CCAP 1310/34 is the source of this 4342-nucleotide messenger RNA. NCBI's taxonomy places the organism in Eukaryota, Phaeophyceae, Ectocarpales, Ectocarpaceae. The record is from the annotation of a GenBank genome assembly.